UCCAUAUCCAAAAAUAAAAUGCCACCAGCCGCCACUGAGGUUGAUGAACACUUUGGGUCAAUGUAGACAGUCAUAAUAAACACACACUUGGUAGGAGACUGACUUUUGACAAAAAAAAUGACAUUUAAAAAUCUAUGAAGUUUAUUUGGUUUUAUCUGUAUAAAACGACCCAAAAUAUUUAAAUGCCAUCACUUGAGGAUGGAACUCUUCCCCACACCUGAGCUGGUGAUUAACAUUUAUUUAAAGUCAUAUUUUUUUAUUUAAAUAAAAUAUUGACAAUAAGGUGAUAGUUUUCUUAAUGAAAUAAAGUGACAGAAAAAAAUUGCCUACUGAGUAGUUUUAUUAUUUAUAAACAUUUUAUUGAAACAAAAACUCAUCAAAUCAACAUGCAGUGUUUCAACAUCAUAACCCACCGUCGUUGGGCAGGUAAUGUGGAACGUUGUGUUAUUUUCACCGCAAAACCACAUUAUUCUGGACCUGCAGGUGUACAGUAAACACUCCUUUGAAGAGUUGCUCCUCCCCCUUCCUGUACACCUGCAUAUAAGCACACCUGUGGUAUUAGCAGCACAGAGGAAGCUGCAGUCUCCACGUUUAAACUAUUUCUGAAGAAACCACCAUUAAAAGAUCUGAACUAUUCUUCAAAUCUCAGUCCACCAUCAUGGCCUCAAGCAUCUCAGUGAGAAGUUUCUCUGUGAACCGUCGGCCAUCCUUCUCCAGUCGCUCCCUGAUGGACACCAGCCGGGCUCGCUCUCGGGCCUCCGUCUCUUUUGCUGCAGCCAGCCCACUGACUCGUUCAGCAUCCAUCAGCCAGGAUCUAAAUGGGCCGAUCAGCCUCCAACCAAAUGGAUGGCAUGGCAACAGCACCAACGAGAAGGAGGCCAUGCAGAGUCUGAACAGCCGCCUGGCUAACUACCUGGAUAAGGUGCGCUCACUGGAGCGCUCCAACGCUGACUUGGAGAUGAGAAUCAAGCAGCUGAUGCUUGACCGCAUUCCUAAAGGUCACGACUUGGAUAGCAUGAUGGCCCAGGCACACGCUGUGGAACAAGAGGUGAGGAAGAAAACCUUGGAAAACGCCCGCCUCAUGUUGGAGAUUGAUAAUGCUAAACUGGCCGCGGAUGACUUCAGAAUCAAGUGGGAGACUGAGCUGGUGAUGUGCCAGUCUGUGGAACGGGACUGUGUUGCUCUGAAAAAGGCUAAAACUGAUCAUGAGCAGAUCAUUUCCUCCCUGAGAGGAGAUUUGGACAGCCUCAAAGAGGAGCUUUACUUCCUGAAGAAAAACCACGAGGAGGAACUUGAGCAGAUGAAAUCUCGAAUUGCCAGAGAUGAAGUGAAUGUUGAGGUGGACUCAGCUAGUGGACCAGAGCUGGGAACCAUUCUGUCUGAGCUGCGCUCCCAGUAUGAGGGCAUUGUCAAGAGGAACAAGGAGCAGGCGGAGCAGUGGUACCGCAAGAAGCUGGAGACUGUGCAGAAUGAAGUGAAAGAGAGUAAUGAGGCCUUAAGGGGUGCCCAGGGAGAGCUGACUGAGAGACAACGCUUCCUGCAGACUCUGGAGGUGGAGCUGGAUAGUCUGCACAAACAGAUUACAGCUCUGGAAGGUAACCUGGGUGAGACGAGUCAAAAGUAUGCUGCUGAGAUGGAGCGGCUGCAGGUCACUCUGAGCCAGAUGGAGGAUGACUUGUCUCAGCUCAGGCUGGACAUGCAGCGAACCAAAACCGACUAUGAGCAGCUUCUCCGCAUCAAGCAGAACCUGGAAAUGGAGAUAGCGACCUACAGACGCCUGCUGGAGGGAGAGGAAUCGGUCAAAGAAAUUCUUCCUCCACCAAAAAAGGAGCCUGACGUUCGCACCAGAAAGAUUGUGAAGGUGGUGACUCAGACAAUGAUCAAUGGCAAGGUGGUGGAUGAAUCUAGUGAGGUGGAGCAAAUUGAAGAGACAAAGAAAUAGGAAACAGAAUGGGGAACAACAAGGGUAGAGAACUGAAGAAAAGUAAUAUAGUUAUAUUAGUCUACAUAGGAGCUAUGAGAUGCAGUUUUACUAGAAAAAAAACCCUACUUUACUACAGCUGUUCUGUUGUUUCAUAGAGAUGUUUCAAAGUUUGUGUUUGUGAUAUUUAGAUUUUUACCUUUAGGAUAAAAAGAAAUAGGCUACUGUUGAUGUUAGAGUAACAGAUGUACUAGGAGUUGUUGUCAUGAACAGUAUAUUUAAUGGCUGUAUUAGUCCUAUUUUGACAUUACAUAAUCCACAACUAAACAUCAAAACCAUCAAGACACUUUCUGAAGGUAAAACAUUCCCAUUUUUUCCCCUCUGUUUUUGGAAGUGUUUGUAAAAAAAAUCUGAAACAACAAAAACCUUUGGAGACAAUGACAUCUUUUGAGCUUGCCGUUUCAACAUAGCCGGUAACCGUAUUACAGAACCUGAUUUGAUUUUCAGAAAACAAUUUACAUUUAGAAUAGUUAGUUUUGAAACUGAAACGGUUUUAGACAUAAAUGUUUGUUUUAAUAAUGAAUUUUUAUUCAAUCUGUUUUCUCUUUCCUUCAUAAGGAGACAAAUCAGCAAGGGAAAAGGGACAACAGAUGAGAUGAGACAAAAUAUCAGGAUUAUGGGAUGUUUUAUAAACAGUUGGACUUCCUGUGCAGACUUUGUGUCUGUGUGGCUUAGAUGGAAUAUAAUCAUGAAAAUGUCUAUAACUCAGAAAGAAUGAAAUCUCCUUUUUUUAAUAGCCACUUAAAUAAAAUAUAAUCAGUCCGUGAGACAGACAUCUUGUCUACUUUUAUAAGUAGGCUUUGACAUUGUUUAUCUAAUAAACCUUAUGGUUAAAUUCUGAAUGAUGUUAGCCCAGGUGUGGACAAGUGGGGGUGUAGAGGGAGGUGGAGUGUUCAGCCUAACAGUGAACAACCAUCCCCCACUCCCCGAUCUUAUCUUUUAACUUUCUUUAACCCUCCCACUGUCUUUAUGGGUGAUCCCGCGAGGAAAGUUGACCAUUGAGCAGGAUUGAUGGUUUAUCCCUUGUGGUCCACGUGGCAGGGGUGAGGUGGUGGUGCUCACUCCUCAGCCCUGCCACAUGGACCCAAGGGAAAAAACGAUCAACCCUGCUCAAUGGUCAACUUUCCUCGCGGGGUCACACCCAUUAGGACAGUGGGAUGGUUAACAAAGAAUGUUCUACUAGUAGUGGACAUCUGUUCUGUGUGAGUGAGUGUGUGUGUGUGUGUGUGUGUGUGUGUGUGUGUGUGUGUCUACUCUGUCUUCUUAAACCCCCAGCAGUCACUUGUGAUGCAGAUGGCUGCUCAUAGAAGAAGUUUAUUCAUAUACUACUUUUCACUAAGUCACAAAGUGGUUCACAAACAAGCAUCAUCAUACUGAGCCAGGAUUCUCUGGAGGUUUCUUCCUGUUAAAGGGGAGUUUUCCUCUCCACUGUUGCUACAUGCUUGUAUGGGGAUCACUGUAAAGUUUCUGAUACAACAAGUCCGUGACUUGACACAAUCUGGGUUUCCUUACAUACAAAACUUUUAACUAAAUGGCAUAAUGACCUGAACUCAAUGCACUGAUAAGUAAAUAACAUUUGAAUGUUUACUUUGUAAAGUGCCUUAAGAGAUUCUUGUUGUGAUUUGGUUCUAAAUAAAUAAACAGCGUUACAGAAUUACAGAAACCUUAUUCUAGUUCUAGUUAUGUCUUCUAUAUAAAGAUGAGAAAAAUGAUCCCAACACUGGAACGCCCUUGAUGGCCCACAAGCUGAGUCAGUACAAAACGACUAAGACCUCCUAAACCUCGAGCCACCAGUAAGCCCAUUACUGCCCAGAUUGUAUUGUGUUGGGUUUGGCUUACAUUUGGUGGGCUAAGAAAGAGAUUACCCAUUUGCUGGGUCAAAGGGCUGCAUGUUACUUUAC
Molecule: messenger RNA, 3882 nt
Organism: Nothobranchius furzeri (turquoise killifish)
Lineage: Eukaryota; Metazoa; Chordata; Actinopteri; Cyprinodontiformes; Nothobranchiidae
Product: keratin, type I cytoskeletal 18
Cellular component (GO): cytoskeleton
Molecular function (GO): structural molecule activity
Source: RefSeq, a predicted model, not a curated record